AUGGCACCGGCGAGUGGCUCGGCCGCUGCUUCUCAGGAGGUGAGUCGGCAGCCUGUCACGUCCCCUUUCCCGAUCAGCGUGAUGAGUCAUGGCUCCCUCGAUCAUGGGUCAUCCCCCCCGCAUAGAACCCACACCACUCCGUCCAUACGCUCGAGGCUGAUCAUGUCGCAUGUGCAGAUCCUGAGAGCGACCAUCAAGGACGUCAGAUCGUUGGCGAGCAUGCUCAGGGCCUUGAGCUUUCGUCCCGUAAGGAGCUCAGAUCGUACAUCUUGCAUACCAUGUCGAGCUCAUCCCUCCUUCUUCACACGCCCCACUUGAACAUUUACGCAGACGGCCGUGGUCGAGAUUCGUCAAGCAGGGAUCAAAUUCACGGUUGAGUUAGGCAGAUCCGUACAAGGUCAGUCGACUUGAAACUCAAAUCUACACCUUCUCCACGACUGAUCAACCGAUCCGUAAGCCAACGCCUACCUCCAAGCCGAGGCUUUCGACUCGUACCAAUUCUCCCUCAUCCCUCCCGGCCCGUCCGCGACGUCGAACCGACGAGACGGGCACACGCCUUCCUCGGAAGAUCCUUUCCAAGUCGAGCCGGCCGAGGGAGACAUCAACGGAGAUAAUGCACCCUUUGUCGCUUUUGGUGUCUCCAUAUCGACCAUAUUGGAAUGUCUCAACAUCUUCGGCAACGCUGGAUCCGGGUCGGCCUCAGGAGGCUCCACUGGAUUUUCAGCGUCCUCGGGUAGGCAGUGGAGUGGUGGAGGUGCGGGUGGAGCAGGCGGUGGGCAAGGUGCGGCGGGGAUGGUCCAUGCUUCCGAGUUUGGGACGGAGAAUCACGGUGGGGGGAGAAGGAGAGGCGGAGACGAAGAUCGAGGGGAGAGGGAGGCGGGAUCCGCAAUUGGAGGACCGGGCUCGACGACGACGUUGGAGAUGACGUAUCGCGGUGAAGGUUAUCCGCUCGUGCUGUUGUGAGCUUUUCUCCUGACGAAGCCUCAUCUUAUGGAGAUUGAGCGUAGGGAGGAGCCGAGUGCACCGAGGGCAGAGUGCUAAUGUCUGGCCUUGCUGUUGUACAGACUGGAAGAGGGUGGGAUCGUGACCCGAUGCGAGAUCACGACUUACGAACCGGACGACUUGAUGGAACUCUUCUUCGACGAUCAAGACAGGGUGAUGAAGUUUAUAAUGAAGGUGAGAGCGUCUUACUCGAUUAAGAAUCGCCAUGGUCCUGGAUCGAGUCACUCAAGGUACCUUUCAAUCCCCUCGCCAGUCCGGAUGGCUCGCCGACGCUUUCUCUGAACUCGACCCGUCCUCCGAUCGGGUUUCGUUCUCCUUCUCCCCCUCGAACCAAGCCUCAACGCGAUCGAAUUACAACCGUUACGCGACCGAGGAGAGGCUCGUCGAUUCGUCGCAGGAGAUCGAGGCGCCGUUGUUCCGAUUGGAGAGCGUCGGUGAUUUGGGCAGCACCGAGAUGGACUAUCCGAACGACAAGGACGUGCUCGAGACAUUCGAGUGUCAGGGCCCGAUGAGGAAUUCGUGAGUUGUGCUGUUGUGAUAUCUUACGAAUACUCUUUUGGGAAGGAUGGUGGUGUGCUGAUGCUGCUUCGAGGUUGAACGUGUCGAUAGGUACAAGUACUCGCAGAUCCAGUUGAUCCAAAAAGCGCUCAACGCGUCGAUCAAGACCGUAAGCUCGGCCCACCCGUCGAUCUCGUGCACUACUGAUCCCUCUCGGAUCUUUGUUUGAUUCCAAAAGUCGCUUCGCACCGCUGCGGACGGCCUGAUGAGCUUCCAAUUCAUGAUUCCAAUCGGGAAGCGCACGACCAAGGCCGACAGGGACAAGUUUGCUUUCGUUGAAUUUCUAGUACGUCCUGCCCCAGGUCCCGCCUCUUGCUUGCGUUGCGCCCCGUCACUGUCCGGAUCGUAUCAAACAUACAGGCUGACAUUGUGCUUACUCAUCUGCCGGCGAUGUUGCUGCUUGCAGUGCGUGGCACAGGAUGACGAGUAUUGA
Messenger RNA from Microbotryum saponariae, 1993 nucleotides. NCBI's taxonomy places the organism in Eukaryota, Fungi, Basidiomycota, Microbotryomycetes, Microbotryales, Microbotryaceae. The record is from the annotation of a GenBank genome assembly.